AUGUCUGUAAACUAGAUAAUCGAAUAAGUACUUGUAAGUAUGUUGGAUUUUGAGAACACAGACUUCAAGUUAUCGAAGAAGUCUCAGAUACUGGAAUUGAUUGAGAGAGAUGAAUUAUUGGUGAUGGAAAGACAAUGGCCUGCAAAACGAUUAAAUAUGGUGGAGUUCAUAAAAUUGAUGAUUCCGAUAGUGCAUCAUAAAUAGAGUGAACUUCUAUAUUUAGUGAUGGGAUUGAUUGAAUUAUAUAAAGACGUUGUAGCAAUAAGUUAAUAGAAUGAACUCAGCUUGUAAGAUGUUACAAGUUACGUCUGUUAAGUAGAUACAAGUGAAAAUACUAUGGUGCCAUAACGUUUGAUAUCGGAUCCGAAGAAAUUCAACUUGAACAAAACAAGGAUCAGAGAAAUAGAUGUGGAAUCAGCCAAAAUUAUCGGUAGCAAUGAUAAUGAGAUAUUUCAUAUAGUUCCAAAUUCAUUGUAAAAUGACUCAAUCAGACAUCAUAAUGGUAUUGUUCAUACAGGAGUAUAUUGCAACAAACAAAUUAUAACACUUGAUAGUUUGGAUUCAAAGAUUAAUAUCUAUCAUGUGGAUGGUUCAUUGAAACAAAUGGUUAAGAUAUCAUAACAUGAAGACAAAGAAACCAUCAUUUUGAGUUUUGCUUGGUCUGAUAGAUAACAGAGAAUUGGUUUGACUCUAAAAUCACAUUCCAUCUGUAUGUAUGAGGGUGACUUCAAAAAAUAUAGAAUAUUCUCUACUGUUUUGGCCUCAUAAGAAUAUCAAACAAAUAUUUGGUUUUUAGAGAACCAGAAUCAAUGGAUUACCACAGAUAGCACUUUUAGAUUAUACUUUUGGGAUCUAUUAAAUGAGUCGGCUAGUCUAAUCUUUUAGAAUAAAUGCAUCUAAGGAAAUAUUAUUGAAUGUGUUGAAGUUGUCCAUAUGAAAAUGAUUGCAACUGCCUCCUUAGAUAAAUAAGUGGCCUUAUGGGAUAUCCAGAAUGGAGAAAUCAAAAUCACAUUAUCACUCAAGGACAAUGGGGGUAUUCAUAGUUUAGUCUAUUCUUACUACUAUUAAGUAUUCAUUACAUGUGGAUAUUCAACAUACAUAAAUGUUUAUGACAUCAAUCCUAAAUAUCACGAUGUAACUCAGAUUGGUAAAAUGACAGGACACACUUCUAUGUUAACAUCUAUUCUCAUGGUUGGUAAGUUACCUGUAUUGGUUUCAGGUGAUGACAGCGGAUCCUUAAGGCUGUGGGAUAUUAGAACUUUUUCAUGUCUAUAAUCUCUUAAUUUUGGAAAGAAAACUCAAAUUACUAAAAUUUUGGAUAUGUCAGAUAUUAAUAUGUUAUGUUUUCUUGGGUCAAGGGUUAAUAUUCUUAAAUUGGAUAUCAGACAUAAUGAGGAAAUUGAAAAUUAUGCUGUUAAAGUGGAAUUUGAUCAAUAAAGAGAUGAGUUAAUUGUUGCCACCAAAAAAUAAAUUAUAUUCCUUGAUAUUUAUACUGGAAAAAUUAAAACAAUUUUAAAUGGAUUAUUGUCAGAAUCUGAGGAUGAUAUUACUUAAUUUAGGCCUCUUAAUUAUUUUAAUAAAUUCAUAUUGGCUGAUUCAAAAGGUAAUGCUAAAAUCUACCAUCAUAAUGGUGAGUACAUCUCUUCAUUAAAAGGACAUUCAGAUAUUAAUGUCCUAAAGUUAGAUAUUUUAAAUAAAUUAGUUAUUACAGCUUGUUAAGAUAGUAUUUUAAUUCAAAAAAUGACUGGGGAAAUCCUUAGAGAAAUUACUCACUUCGAAGCUUCCCAAUUAGAAUUAUCAGUUCAUCAUUCUCUCAUUUUAUUAUCAUAGGGCUCUAAACUAUUUUAUAUCGAUUAUGAAUUUGUCAAAUGUCUGGGAGUCCUUGAAUUUGAUGCUGAAAUCACUAACAUAAUUAUCAUAGCUAAUUAUCCAUUAUUAGCAGUCUCCACAAUAUAAGGGAAAGUAAUAUUUGUUAAGUUCAACAUCAAAGAGCACAUUUAAGUUGAAUCAGAAAUAUUUGAUCUCUACGAUGUUGGGUCAAACAAUUAUAUCACUGAAGAGACUGAAUAAGAAUUUGUUACCAAGAUGCUAUUUAAUUUAAAAGAACUGGAGUUAUUACUUGCAACUUCAGAAAGCAAUGUUAUUAGAAUUUCUUUGAAUUUGGAUAACCUAGAAACAACAGAACCAAUCCAUGAGAGAAUCAAUUACAAUCCUCUCAGGAAGGCCAGAGAAUAACUAUCUUUAGGCGAAACCUAAAAGAUCGUCAUACCUCAAAAUUUUACAAGCAUCAAAAACUUACACAUGUUUAAGGUUUCCAAAAAACAGAUCAUUUCUAUUAGUUUCUUAGAAUUAGAUAAUAGAUACAUUCUGAUUUCUACUAGUGAUGGAUAAAUAUCAAUCUUCGAUCUAAUUGGAAGUCUCAUUGCUUUGUAUAAUAUUAAUCAUCCUUUGCCAAUCAAAUGGAACAUAUAAUAUUCAAAACAAGGAGAAUUGAGGAAAAGAAUCAUAUAUGGUUUCAAAGUCAUUGAUAUUUUGAGAAAGUAAUCCAAAUCAGAGAAGGAAGCUGAAUAAUACAGUCUAGUUGAAUCUCUGGCAGUCACUGGCAAAAUUCAAUUAAAAUCGCCAAAGUAAUAUAAGGCUACUGUCAUGAGAGACGAAUUCAGUCCUAGAGAUCUCAAGUUUACUAAAAUUAGACAUCUCUACUAAGCUGAAAUACAAGGUCCCACUCUUAAAUAACUUGAGGCUCAAAGAAGAUUAUUGGAAGUUUAGAAUAUGUUUAGAGAGGAUUCAAAAGAUCCAAAAUUAGACUUUAUGCUCAAAUAGAAAGAGAGGGAAAGAUAAAAAGCUAUUGAUAGGGCUAGCAAUUUAAACUUUUUAGAUCCUGAAUUUAGAGACAAAUCUUUAUUAAAUACUAAAUUCUUUUAAAAUAAUUAAUAUCUUACUAAUCUAAAUUAAAGACUAGAAAAUACAGAAAGAUAGGAUUAUUCCUAACACACAAACAAGGAAGUCAACAAUAAUAAGUAAAACUUAUCUCUUCCAAUAACCAAUCGACAUCAUAAAUCUAUCACUAAAAAGAAAUCUGUAUCUGACUUUUACCAAUAUGCUGUUGAAAAGAACUUAUUUAAUAACGAUCAAAAUACUAUUGAUACUUUUGCAUCAUAGAGUAGUUUGAGACCCAUUCAAAUCAGCACCAAUAGAUAAAUUAAGUCUAUUGGGUCAUCAUUGAUAUCGAGUGAUUUGACUUGGCACGGAUAACAUCGAUAACAGCAAAAAGAUUUAUCUACAGUGCUACAUAACUUAAAUUAAAAACUCAGACUUAGCAAAAAUGCUUAAAUCAAUGAACCUAUCUUGAAGGAUAUCUCUAAAUCAGAUAUUACAUUUGAAGAACAAAUCGAUGAGUUUACAAAACGACACAAGCUUAAAUGA
This is a messenger RNA of Paramecium tetraurelia, 3426 nucleotides long. RefSeq lists its product as uncharacterized. The record is from RefSeq and is a predicted model, not a curated record. Lineage: Eukaryota; Ciliophora; Oligohymenophorea; Peniculida; Parameciidae. The transcript is spliced from 3 exons. Gene Ontology annotation, cellular component: Cdc73/Paf1 complex. Gene Ontology annotation, molecular function: protein binding.